Messenger RNA from Sphenostylis stenocarpa, 2238 nucleotides. Lineage: Eukaryota; Viridiplantae; Streptophyta; Magnoliopsida; Fabales; Fabaceae. The record is from the annotation of a GenBank genome assembly.
AUGGGUAGUUGCAGUGCUCAGUUGCAGUCCUCUCAGACCCAAGUGCUUCUGCAGUUGAAAAAGCACUUGGAGUACCCAAGACAAUUGGAAAUAUGGAGAGAUCGUUGGACAGAUCUUUGCUCCUUUUCUUCUUCUGGGCAAGUGAAUGUCACAUGCAAGGACAAUUUUGUCACUGAGCUCUCCAUCUUGGGUGAUAAGCCAACCAAGGGUAGAGAUUUUGAUGGAUUUGCCAUUCCAAAUCAAACACUAUCAGGUAGCUUCUCCAUGGACUCUUUUUUAGCUACUCUGGCAAGGUUAACUAGCCUGAGAGUCCUUAGUCUUGUCUCUUUGGGCGUGUGGGGACCGCUUCCUGAUAGAAUUCACAGACUCUAUGCACUUGAACAUUUGGACUUGAGUUCCAAUUAUCUUUAUGGAUCAAUCCCUCCAAAGAUUUGCACAAUGGUGAACCUUCAAACUCUUGGAUUGGGUGAUAACUUCUUCAAUGGUACCAUCCCAGACUUGUUCAAUUCAUCAAGCAAUCUCUCAGUUCUUAGUUUGAGGAAUAACAGGUUGAAGGGUCCAUUUCCACCUUCAAUCCUUAGUGUCCCCACUUUAAAAGUCAUUGACAUGUCAAGCAAUCAACUAUCAGGGUUCUUGCAAGAUUUUAGUGUUUUGAGUAGCUUGGAACAGCUAGAUUUAAGAGAAAACAGAUUAGAGUCUUCCCUGUCUGCAAUGCCAAAGGGGUUGAUUAGUCUGUUCCUCAGCAGAAAUUCCUUCUCAGGUGAAAUUCCCAAGCGCUAUGGUCAACUUAACAUGCUUCAGAAGCUUGAUGUUUCCUUCAACGCACUCACAGGCACUGCUCCUGCUGAACUUUUUUCUUUGCCAAACAUUAGUUACUUGAAUUUGGCAUCCAACAUGUUAAAUGGACCACUGCAGACUCACCUAAGAUGUAGCAACCAACUUUUUUUUGUUGACAUAUCUUACAAUAGGUUAGUGGGGGACUUGCCUUCUUCACUGAGCACUAAAUCAGAAAAUAGAGUUGUUAAGAGUGAUGGAAACUGUUUAUCUGGGAGUGUGCAGCAUCAGCAUGCAGUAUCCUACUGCACAGAAGCUCAUGCGAAGAAGAAAUCAUACAGAAUUGGAAUUUUUGUUGGGGUCAUUGUAGGAAUUCUUUUAAUCUCUGUGGUUUUGGCUAUGACCAUUGUUAUAACUUGUAAGAAGUUUUUCCAUCGAGGAGUUUCAGAGCAGCACCUAUUGCAUAAAACAGUUCAAGAUAGCAGCAAUUCAGCAGGGUUCUCCUCUGAGCUUGUCACAAAUGCAAGGUAUAUUUCUGAAGCUGCAAAGUUAGGCAGAGAGGACCUCCCCACAUGUAGGUCAUAUUCUUUGGAAGAGCUAAAGGAAGCCACAAAUAGCUUUGACAACUCUACUUUCAUGGGUGAAAAUAUAUAUGGGAAGCUUUAUAGAGGAAAACUGGAGAGUGGGAUGCAGAUUGUAAUAAGGUCCAUGCCUUUGUCAAAAAAGUAUUCAAUUAGGAAUUUCAAACUGCGGUUGGAUUUGCUUGCAAAGCUCCGUCACCCUCAUUUGGUAUCCCUCCUGGGUCACUGCAUUGAUGGUGUUGUAGGAGAGAAUAGUGAGACAAAUGUCUUCCUCAUUUAUGAAUAUGUGCCAAAUGGGACUUUUCAAAGAUAUCUCCCUGGAGAUAUUCCUGGCAAGGUUUUCAAUUGGUCAGAGAGAUUGGCAGUACUAAUUAACAUUGCUAAGGCUGUGCACUUCCUACACACUGGCAUGAUACCUGGUUUCUUCAAAAAUCGACUUAAGACAGACAAUAUCUUGCUGGAUGAGAAUUGGAUGGCAAAGUUGAGUGACUAUGGAUUGUCCAUUAUAUCAGAAGAAACUGAUGCAUGUGGGGUAAAAGGAGAAAGUCCAAAUUCAUGGCAAAUGAAAAUGUUAGAGGAUGAUGUUUAUAGCUUUGGAUUCAUACUACUGGAAGCACUUGUUGGACCUUCUGUAUCAGCUAAAACAGAAGCAAUUGUGCUGAAUGCAAUGGCAACUUUCAAUACUCAGGAUGGCUGGAAAAAGAUUGUGGACCCAGUUGUGCAAGCUACUUGCUCAAAAGAAUCACUUUUUGUUGUGAUUUCCACAGCAAAUAAAUGUAUAUCUCCUGAGUCAUGGAACCGACCAUCCAUUGAGGAAGUCCUUUGGAACCUUCAGUAUGCUUCUCAAAUUCAGGCAAAAGCUGAUGGGGAUCAGAGAAUUUGA